CGUAAAUGUUGACGAUGUUGAUGAUGAUGAUUGAUCAGCUGAUAUGAUUCAUUUCUUGUGUACGUACAGUAUUUUCCUUUUGCUCCAACUUGGAGCAACUUGGUACCUUUGAGUCAGUUAAUUUAUCAUGUGAUAAUAGGCACCAAAAAAUUUUAAGCACACAUCAAACAAUUAUAGUAUAUAUUUUUUAAAAUAGAAUAAUUUUUUAAAUAAUUGAAUAACAAUGAUGGUAAAUAAUGAUGAAUCUGACAGGCAUCAGAUUAACAAAGUUACAACAAGUGUAACAAGUGAUACUGAUGAUAUUUCUUAUCAGCUUCCAACUGAGGUUAUCAUCCAUAUGAUGUCCUAUCUAUCUGUAGCAGAUAAAAUGUCAGCUGGACUAGUUUGUCAUCAAUGGCAUGAAGCAUCUUUAAGUACAAAAUUCAUAGAUAAACAAGCACUUGUUAUAAAUCGUGAAAAAGAUAAUUUACAAAUUGUCAUGAAUACAUUGUCAUUAUCACAAAGAUAUUUUUAUCAUUUUAUAUUUGAAGAAGUUGAAGUUAAACGUUCAUUACCAAUUUGGGAUAAAUUUGGAGAAACAAUGAAAAGUUUAAUUAUGGUCUGUUGUGAUCUAAGUGAAAGAACCUUAGUUAAUAUUUUAAAAUACUGCAAAAAUUUACAAACACUUCAUAUUAAUGAUUGUCGUGAGUGUUUCAUGUCUGGUCUAUUGUUAGAUGACAAUAAUGAUGUUAAAGAAUUAUCAGAAAAUUUUCAAGGUUUAAUUGAAUUAAGUCUUGCAUCAAAUCGUUAUUUAAGUGAUGCAUUGUUCAAUAGAUUUGUAUCAAUAUGUUCAAAUAUACAAUCAUUGAGCCUCAUGGAUUGUCAAAUAUCAUUUCAUUAUGGUUUGUAUAAAAAAUUUUAUCCUGAUAAAAAUUCUCUGGAUGAUCAACAACAACCACAACAACCAUCAGAGUCAGUACUGACAUUUUUAAAUAUUUUAAAAUAUAUAAAGACACAAUCAAAGAAAAUAAAACACCUCAAUUUUGGUUGUACACUUAUUGACAAUAGUGCACUUGAUACACUUUUAAGUGUUGAUGAUUUAAAAUUAGAAACAUUAAGAUUACGUUCAUGUGAUCAAUUAACAUAUACUGGUCUUCGUUCAUUGGCAUAUCAGACGACACUUAAAGUACUUGAUAUUAGUUCAUGUACAAGAGUUACUGAUGCAAGUCUUUUAUGUAUUUGUGAAAAUCUUGAAAAUAUUGAAAGUUUAAAUAUACGAAGAUGUCGAGCUGUUACUGAUCAUGGUAUAUCACAAAUAAAAAGAUUAAAAAAAUUAGUUGAACUUGAUAUAUCAGCGUGUGAUCAAUUAACUGGUUGUUCAAUAACUCAAGGACUUUGUCAGGUUGAAACAAUUAAUAAGGAAGAAACAGCAAGUAAUCAUGAAGAUAAAAAACAAGAAAAAACAAAUGAACAAAUUAUCAAUUUAAAUUUACGUGUAUUUAAUGCAAAUGCAUUAAAUUUAGAUGAUAAAUCAGUUGAAUGUAUUGCAAAUUGUUUUCCAAACUUGUUGCAUUUAAAUCUUGGUCAUUGUUUUAUUGCUGUUACUGACAAGACAAUACAAAAAAUAUUUGAAAAGUUAAUUUUAUUGAGAACAUUAAAAAUUGCUCGUUGUGAUAAAGUUAGUGAUGCUGGUAUCACUGGUAUGGGUGCAAAAAAUCGUGAAAAUAAUUCAACAAUAAAACUUGAUAAAAUAACACCAGAUUAUAAAUUACGAAUAAGUCUUGGAUCUAGAGUUGAAAAAGAAAUUGUUCGUGAUGCUAAUAGAAAAAAAGAAGUUAUGGAAAUGUGUGAGGAUAUUAAUUCAUUAUUUGAUUUUGAUAUUACACCAGGAUUUUCAUUAAUUCGACUGAAGGGACUGACUGAGUUGGAUCUAACUGGAUGUAAUCGUGUAACUGAUGUUAGUCUUAAACAUGCUUUUACCUUUCCAGAAUUAAAAAUACUUGAUCUAAGUAAAUGCCAACAGAUAACACAUGUGGGACUUGAUUAUCUGACGCAAAAUAAUCAAGCAAUUGAGGAUUUAAAUCUUUCUCAAUGUCACAAUGUCACAGACAUUGGUAUUCAAUAUGUUGCACAAAGAUUGCAUCGAUUAAAACGUUUACAUUUUCAUAGUUGUUCACAACUGACUGAUCACAGUCUCGAUUCAAUAAAAUUAUACUGUAAAAGUCUAAAGUAUUUGGAUGCACGUUGUUGUCGUGGUAUUUCACUGGCUGGAAUUGAAAGCUUGAAUUAUCUACAUGUCAAGUAUUCUGAAUAAUAGGAUAUAUAUUUUUAUGAUCGAAGGAUAUAACUUAUUUAAUUUAAUUUAAAUUAAGUAUUAUAAAAUGUUAUUUACUACGUUAUUUUAUUUUCUUUGUAUUGAAUAUUUUAAAAUUUAAUAAAAAAUAUUCAUCAAAUGUUAAAAAUUUAUUUUUUGAAAUAGUUAUUUUUAUGUUUUAAUAAUUAUCAAAAAUUAUAAUGUCACAAAUAUUUAACAAAAAAAAAAUAUGAUGUCUAUUUUCAUAUUCAUCCUGUGACUUUUAAAAUUUACAAAUUAUUUUUUUCACACAAUAAUGUCAAACUUGAACAAAGUAAUCCAUUGUUAUUUUGUUUUUUUUUUUCAAAUAUUUAACAAUUGUUUAAAUAAGUAUUUUUAUUAUUAUGCAAACAGUAUAAAGCAUUGAUCAUACAAAUUAAAAUAAAUAUUUUUUAUGAUUUUCAGUAUUUAACUUUUGAUAAAAAACAAAAAAAAUUUAAUAAUCAAGGACGUGAAUUGUUAACAACAACAUGAUAUACAAAUAUAUAUAAAUUUCAACGGCCAAUUAUUAUUGUGAUACAAUUUUGUUUUUUAUUUUUGUUUUUGUAGUGAAAUUAUUUUUAUUAUUCUUGUUGUAUGUAUGACGUAUUAAAUUUUCAAAUUUAUAUCUUUAUUUUAUAAUAAAGUUAAUUUAAACAAUAAA
Messenger RNA from Aphidius gifuensis, 2975 nucleotides. Its product is annotated as dynein regulatory complex subunit 6-like. Bases 224 to 2293 code for a protein of 689 amino acids. Gene Ontology annotation, cellular component: SCF ubiquitin ligase complex. The transcript has 5 exons. NCBI's taxonomy places the organism in Eukaryota, Metazoa, Arthropoda, Insecta, Hymenoptera, Braconidae. The record is from RefSeq and is a predicted model, not a curated record. Gene Ontology annotation, molecular function: protein binding. Gene Ontology annotation, biological process: SCF-dependent proteasomal ubiquitin-dependent protein catabolic process.